CCCCAACACACGCUCUCUCGUCCUCUCUCUUUCCACACAACACCCUUCCAAACCUGACCAACAACCUCAGCGACAUUUGCGCUGCCACAGCCUUACGAGAAUCAUGUCUAGUCUCUGUAUCAAUCGUUUGUCCGAGGAGAGGAAGCAAUGGCGACGCGACCACCCAUUUGGCUUUUUCGCAAAGCCUAUGCGCAACCCGCAAGGCGUAAUGGAUCUCAAGCGGUGGGAUUGCGGCGUUCCAGGCAAAGAGAAGACAAUUUGGGAAGGCGGACUGUUUAAGCUCGAGGUGGCGUUCCCGGAUGAGUACCCAACGAAGCCACCAAAAUGCAAAUUCACACCGCCGCUGUUCCACCCCAACGUCUACCCUUCCGGCACCGUCUGCCUCUCGAUUCUGAACGAAGAAGAAGGCUGGAAGCCUGCCAUUACCAUCAAGGAGAUUCUUCUGGGCAUUCAGUCGCUGCUUGACGAGCCCAACCCGGAGUCCCCGGCACAAGCCGACGCCUUCAACUUGUUCAAAAAGGAUAAGGUAGCGUACGAGAAGAAGGUCAAGACCAUCGUCAAGGAGAAUCCUGCACCCUAGUUGAAAAGCUGCGGCAUGGUCCGACGGUCCCCAUCGGAGCUUGAUUUGCUUGCGGAUGCGGUUAUAUUCGUAUAAGGGAUGGAAAAACGGGUUUCU
Periconia digitata is the source of this 676-nucleotide messenger RNA. The record is from the annotation of a GenBank genome assembly. Lineage: Eukaryota; Fungi; Ascomycota; Dothideomycetes; Pleosporales; Periconiaceae.